AUGCUGUUCAGCUCCGAGUCGGGAGCAGUAGGGGCGUAUGUGGGAGCAGAUGACGUCAUAGCCCGCCUGCCUAGCUCCAUUGACGUAAAGAUCGUCCCAGACUCGGGCAUGUUCAUGGACCUCCCGGACAAGGACGGGGUGUACUCGUUCAACACCUCCCAAACAAUGGCCAUAGAAUUGCAUAACGCGACUUCGUCUGCCAAUAACGCAUGUCGGGAAGCUCGUCCCCAGGAUGAAGUGUGGCAGUGCGCCUAUCCAGAAAACCUCGUUCCCUACGAGCCCGUACCGCUCUUCAUGCUGAACUACCUGUACGACGUGUACGCGCUGAAGUUCAUCCUCGGAACAACCUGCUAUCCCGACCAGUGUCAGGGGAAAGACUUGGCCGCUGUGCAGAACUAUAGGACGUCUCUGUUAAAGGUCGCUCAUACGGAGCUCCGUGAACAAGAUGGCGCCUUCCUCAUCACGUGCUUUUCCCACGGUCUCGCCGGUAUUGACGUAGUCUGGACAGAGUUCACGGUCAACAACAGGACGGUCCGACAGGCUGUGGGUGACUGGUACUUCGGCAGGACUGCCGACAACGUCCAUGUCGACACGGACCCAGAGAUGAACCCUGUGUGCAGAAAAAAAUGAGUGAUGACACGGAGAAUUAGAAUCGUUGAUUCCUUGUAUUUCAACCUCCUUGCUUGUAUACAAUUGAUCUGUGACUACGCUCUAAGCUAUGCACAUACUAAACAAUAACUCUUUUUUAAAGCUUUUGUUCUCGGUUUUCAGCCAUGUGUCUUGCCACCGUUGACAAUUGGUGAUCCCUGACACUCCUCCCAACUCUAUGAAAAGCGGCCCUGAUGGCAAUAUCGAGUUUAGGUAAAGGCACAAACAAACAAUUGAAAAUAGAGUACAUGUAUUAGAUAACUAGUAUUUCGGAUCAGAGCAUCUAAUCAAUAUCUAUGAUUUUUUUACUUGAAGAAGCAAUAACGUGAGGUAGAAAUGUGCAAUAAACUUUGGAUUAGCGGUCCAGUCCAAUCUGGCAACGCACCGUCCAAAACUGCCAUCUAGCGGUUCACACGAAAACGUCACCAUGCAUACUCAUGCAGUGAUGAGUGAUAUCAAUACUGUGUUACUAAUUUGUAACUGUGAUAUCGUUUGAACAUUUGCAGUCAAAUAACAUCAGAUUGUGU
Branchiostoma floridae (Florida lancelet) is the source of this 1175-nucleotide messenger RNA. Its product is annotated as pectin acetylesterase 7-like. Gene Ontology annotation, molecular function: hydrolase activity. The transcript has 4 exons. The record is from RefSeq and is a predicted model, not a curated record. Lineage: Eukaryota; Metazoa; Chordata; Leptocardii; Amphioxiformes; Branchiostomatidae. The coding region runs from base 1 to 630 and encodes 209 amino acids.